UCCAUUGGGUUACACACGAAUGAACCUUGCUUUUUAAAAAUUUAUAGCAAAAAGUCUGAUGAAAAUAUUUUCAAUAUAAAAGAUUUGGAUGAUGAAAGUAUUCAACUUUUAUACUCCAGAAUACCUGGUGCUCAAGAUUUACAAAAUAAAAGUAUUUGCGGUUAUCACAGUGAAAAAUUCAUAAAAUACUAUUCAGUGAAUCAAAAAAAAAUGUUGCAAUCCUUGGGAUAAACAUCGUGAUAAGAAUAUCACUUCUGGAUUGAAAGAAAUGAAGUUAGAUUUAAUUUUGAGAGCUAAAGAGUGUAAGAUCAAUUUAAUAGCAGGUCAUAAAAUAUGUACAAAUUGUUUAUCAACAUUAAAUCAGUCAAUUAGUGAUUAUCAAACAGAAUACUUGAAUUGUGUAGAUCCUUAUGAAAAACAUAGAUUUAAAAUGAACAGUGGUCUUGUCAUUUUAAAUUUGGAAUUCAUUUCAUUUUUGGAAACAGUUCACAACAAAAAAUAUACGACUGACCACAAAAUAUGUAAUGCAUGUGAAAAUCAAAUUCAAUCUGAAUUUAUAGAAUAUGCGAAAGAAAAAUUAUCAUCCCAACCACCAAUCAUUAACUCUUGUACAGAAUUCUCAAACAAUAGCAGUGAAUCUCCAAAUACUGAGAGUACAGCAGGAUCAAGUUACGAUACUGCUAGUCAAAAGAAGAGAAACUUUGAUGCGAUAUUGGAUGUAUGUGGUAUUCCACCUUUUAAAAGAUUAAAGUUGAAUAAUGAUCGAAUAGCGACAAAUGGAAUUAAUAUAGUAGAAGAUGUUGCAUGUAAAGUUUCUGAAAGCUUUGAAGAAGCUUAUGGUGUUCAAAUACCUCGGUUUGAAAAUUUGCAACAAAUGCAAAAUGAAAGUUCUUGGUUCAAUGACAUGAUUACUGGUAUUAAAUUGAAAUAUAAUGAAAGCAAAAAUGUUGGAGAAAAAAUAAGUUUAUUAACUUUGCUGCCAGAUAAUUGGAGCUUCACAACAGUAUCCAAAUAUUUCAAUUGCACAUACUACAUAUACGCUUAAGCUAAGAAAGUAAAGAAUUCAUUUGGCAUUCUUGGUCGCAAGGUACAAAAAUCAUAUCUUCGAGUUCCCCUUGAGGUGAAACAAGAUAUUGAAUCUUAUUAUUUAGACGAUAAAAAUAGUAUAAUGUGCAGUGGCAUGAAGGAAUAUGUAACCAUAAAAAA
This is a messenger RNA of Phymastichus coffea, 1206 nucleotides long. RefSeq lists its product as uncharacterized. The transcript has 2 exons. The record is from RefSeq and is a predicted model, not a curated record. Bases 269 to 1045 code for a protein of 258 amino acids. Lineage: Eukaryota; Metazoa; Arthropoda; Insecta; Hymenoptera; Eulophidae.